AUGAAUAACAAUCACAUCAUUCCAAUUUAACUAAUUUAACAGCUUAGAUUACCAAUACGUAAUAAAGAUUACAACACUUCUUUGUCAUCAUUUAAUUAAUUACUUGACUAAGUUGAACAAUAUUUAAGAGUUUUCAAUCAAUAAAAUUUAGAACAAAUAAAGAUCGUAUUUGGAAUGAUAUUAGAAGUAUUGCAAAUUAUUAUUGAGAUAGGAUUUAGAUUUCUUACAAUUGAAGCCUAUAAUUUAAAUUUGGAGAAUCAACUUUACUGAUCUAUUUUUGAAUACAUUUAGCUUAUCCUUUGCAAAAGCACUUUGCAUAUAUUUUGUAUCAUUAAGCGAGUGUAGUCAAAUAUUUAAAACACCAAUAUUUAAUGAAAUAUCUAAAUAGAUCUGUUAGAUUUUUUGCAUUCUUUGUUGGGAUAGAGACAUUUCAGAUGAAAUUAGACAUUCAAAAUGUUUAAGAUCCUUAAUUCGAAUGCUUAGAGUGAAUUGUACAGAAGAUCUAUUAGCUUGCCUUGUUAUUGUAACAAAAAACAGCAAGAAUUCUGAAUACAUGACUAUAAAAAAGAGUUAAGAUUAAUUACUAUAACUCUUUAGAAAUAAUAUCAAUAGGGAUCUAGUAUAAUUAAUUAUAGCCAAUAUGUGUUUUAAUAAUGAUCAAAGAUUACUUUUUUGGUGUUAGGGAAUAUUAUAAGUAAUAAAACUUACAUUAGAUGCUCCAUCUUUAACUUUAAUUUGGAAAUUAUUAUAUGAUUGUCCUGAAGUCAUUGAUGAAUUACUCAAAUAUGCUGAAUUUUUCAAUCAUUUAUAUAAAUAAAUUAAUACUAUUAAUGAGGAAUGUGCUUUAAUGAUAGGUAUAAUCAGGAAAAUCUGUGAAAAUAAUGAAUAAUAUAAAUCAUUACAUAUUGAAAGCAUUGUUAAUGUUUUUAGUAAUUUCCUUGAAAACAAUUAAAUACAAUAACCUAAGUAUGACUAAUUGCAUCCAUCAAUAAGAUAAUUUAUUUUCAAAGAACUAUUCUCUUUUUUUGGAAUUGUUGGAAAUUAAUUUAUUUAACCUUAAAUAAUACCUCACAUUAUUAGUUUGAUAUAUUAAAAUAGUAAUGACAAUAGAUUACUGACUGUUGGAAUAGGUAUGUUGACUAAUCUAAGUACUUAUUCAUAGAUUUUAUAUAUAAUCUAAAAUGACAAAUUAUUUUAUUAGAUAAUUCUACAAAUUUUAGAACAAUAUUAUGACAAACAGUAAUUGAUAGAAUAUACAUUAAAACUAAUGAUUAAUACUUUAACUAAUUAAAUCAUUUCUAUUUAAUAUGCUUAGCCUAGAUUUAUCAUGAAGCUAUUCUUUAUUUGGCAUGUGAAUCCUGACAAUAUUUCAGUCAACAAUCUAAUUAUUCGAGUAUUAAGAGGUUUAUACGUUAUUACAAAUGCCAAUGCUUAAAUUUUAAGCUAAUGCAUAAAUGAAUUAUAACAAAGAAAUAACACAUUUGAUUUUGUUGAUCUUUGUUCAUUUACAAUCAACUCAAAUUUAUCAUAAAAUAAACUUGAGAAUGUUGUUGAAGUAAUACUCAAAUUUUAUAUUAGAUUUAUAUGCUCAUAUCAAUUAUUCCUGAUCUUAAGUUAAAUAAUAUAAGGUUUUAGAAUACAAUUAAAUAAUAUGUUGAAACCAUGAGAGCAAAAGGAGAAUUAAAAAAGGCUUUAUAAGCAGUAUCUCACUUACCAAUAGAAGAUAUUGGAUUACAAUUCUGAA
Paramecium sonneborni is the source of this 1744-nucleotide messenger RNA. Lineage: Eukaryota; Ciliophora; Oligohymenophorea; Peniculida; Parameciidae. The record is from the annotation of a GenBank genome assembly.